CCUAAUUUCUUUAUAAAACCACCUGAGGUCUAAUCAAUAUCAUAAGCUGACGUAUGUCACUCCCAUCCGCAACCAAGGUGAUCGAUCGUAUCUUCAAUUCAUCACAAUUCUCAAGAUUUCUUCUUACAAUAAUCUCACUUUCAAUAUGCAUCCUAUCAGAUUCUUCAAGAUUGUUACUUCAACAAAUCUUCAAGAUGGAAAUAUUAGAAUUCCAAAUGCUUUCACUCAGAAAUAUAUUGGUGAUUUAUCAAACAUAAUGUUUCUCAAGACUCCAGAUGACAAAGAAUGGGAAAUACAUUUAACUAAAAAGGAUGGUGAUAUUUGGAUUCACAAGGGUUGGAAGGAAUUCGCCGCACAUUAUUCAUUAGAUCACGGACAUAUGCUGUUGUUUCAAUACGAGAAAACCUCUCAUUUUGAAGUGCAUGUAUUCGACAAGAGUACCCUUGAAAUUGGAUAUCAUGUUUACGGCAAUAAUCAACAAAAACAUAAUAACACAAAUGAAAAUUUGAAUGAGCAACCUUCACGCAACAAGACUAGACCAAAACCACAAAUUUCAAGUUCUCAACCUCAUAAGAAAUCGAUAAUUGACACAUGCGAAGAAGUUGGAACAAGUUCCAAAUUGCAAAACUCGCCUAAACUUGUUCAAGUUAAAGAGGAGAAGGAUGGUUCCACUGAAUGCCUAAAUGUGAAGCAUUAUCAGGAGAAGAAGAAUUUUACUUCUAAAACUGAAAAAGCUUUAAUCAAAGCCAAAAACUACAAAUCUGAAAAUCCACUUUUCAUUGUUGUCAUGACAUCUUCCUAUACUAAUCAAUAUAUGUAUGUCCCUUUCGAUUUCGAACAAAAGUAUUUGAAGAAAGAUCAAAGCGAUAUGGUCCUUCGGGUCUUGGGCGAUGAUAGAACUUGGAUUGUUAAAUAUUGUCAAAGUAGAAUAAGUUCUGGAUGGAAAAUAUUUGCUUCUGAUAAUAAUUUGAAAGUCGGAGAUGUUUGUCUUUUCGAGAUGAUCAAUUACGACGCCUAUGCUUUUAGAGUACUAGUUUUUCGAGUCGACGAUGAACAAGGUUCCCCUCCACCACAAGUUCACAGAGAUCGAAUUAAUUGGGUAGAAACAGCAAGAAUCUCAAAAGUUGACAGUAAACCUAUUAUUUUACAUCGAGGAUUGAAAGCUACUCCAAUAAAUUCCUUGCAGGCUAGUCCACCCGCCUUUGCAAAAGUUGAAGCGGAACAAUUCGCAUCGACAUUGAAAAAUCCUCAUUUCACUAUCAAUUUAAGAUCAAGUCAUUGGGACGAAUACAAACCGCGUAUACCGAAUUCGUUCUCAAGGAAGUACUUGUGUUACCAAAACAACACUGUGAUGUUACAGUUUGAUGAAAAAAUCUGGCAGGUAGAAUUGGUGAGUUAUCCAUCCGAUCUGACGAGAAAGUUGAGUGUAGGUUGGAGUCGGUUUGCAGAUGAAAAUAAAUUGCAGGUGGGAGAUGUAUGUGUGUUUGAGCUCAUCAACAAGGAAGAUGCUGUGCUUGAUGUUCAUAUUUUCAGAGGUUGUAAUUAGGCAUUCGAUUCGCGAAGAUGUUACUACCGUGAUUUUUCGAAGAUUUGUCACUCCUUUGUAGAACUGACAUUUUGUUGUAGCUAUCAGUUAUGUAGAAGAUAGUUAGCAUUAAGCUUGCAAUAAUACUUUUGGAUAUAAGUAAAAUAAACAUAAAUUUCAGUA
Messenger RNA from Lathyrus oleraceus (garden pea), 1708 nucleotides. Its product is annotated as B3 domain-containing transcription factor VRN1. The coding region runs from base 146 to 1546 and encodes 466 amino acids. Lineage: Eukaryota; Viridiplantae; Streptophyta; Magnoliopsida; Fabales; Fabaceae. The transcript has 7 exons. The record is from RefSeq and is a predicted model, not a curated record. Gene Ontology annotation, molecular function: DNA binding.